Molecule: messenger RNA, 475 nt
Organism: Drosophila erecta
Lineage: Eukaryota; Metazoa; Arthropoda; Insecta; Diptera; Drosophilidae
Exons: 1
Coding region: 112-342 (76 amino acids)
Source: RefSeq, a predicted model, not a curated record
UUACCUAACACUUCUUCCCAGACUAAGCCUUGGCAAAAUAAAUAACUUGUGUAUUUUCUAAAUCAUUCAAACUGAAAGAGCUAUUUGCGGCGAGUGAAGCGGAUCCAAAUUAUGCUAAAGAUUCCAAAUCGGCGCAAGAUGCCUGUGUCAGAACAACAGCCUCGAAUCAUCAAGAUAGAGAGACCCAUGCCAGGAAGGAUACUAGGUCCUUUGAACAUGUCCAGCAUGCAACAACAGACCUUCUUGGCCAAGAAUAACCCAAAAAUAACCGAAGAUCUGGGCAGUCGCUUGCUGACUCUGCAGAGGCGUGUCCAAGAGUGGAAGUCUUCAGGCCAAGUCUAAGAUGAAACGUAAAGUGGGGGAUGACGCAAAGUAUGCCUUUAGGAAACCAAUAAAAAUAUUGUAAUAAUCUAAAAUCAAGAUAACCUUUUUUUAACAAAUAAACAAGUAUGUAAACGCUAGGAUGGAUAUAUAA